This is a messenger RNA of Ictalurus punctatus (channel catfish), 2978 nucleotides long. RefSeq names its product peroxisomal biogenesis factor 26 (gene pex26). The record is from RefSeq and is a predicted model, not a curated record. Gene Ontology annotation, cellular component: peroxisome; peroxisomal membrane. The coding region runs from base 270 to 1271 and encodes 333 amino acids. Gene Ontology annotation, molecular function: ATPase binding; protein-containing complex binding. Gene Ontology annotation, biological process: protein import into peroxisome membrane; protein import into peroxisome matrix. The transcript has 6 exons. NCBI's taxonomy places the organism in Eukaryota, Metazoa, Chordata, Actinopteri, Siluriformes, Ictaluridae.
CAUUCAGCCAAAACCCCCGUCAAUUCACGUGUUGAACAUGACUACAGCUAUAAGGUCUCAUUUACCAGCAAACAUCACUGCGAAAGACACUUUUGUGCAAUUGCAAUCUCGCCAAGUUCAAGUAGUUUUCCGCAAAAAAAAAAAAAAAAAAAAAUUCUUUUUGAAAAAAGGCGCAGCAAAAUCAAGCAUUUUUGGUUGCAACAAUCACCAAAAAAAUAACUCGGCGAAAUCCUGUACGGACUGAUUUCUUCUACUUCUUCUUUUAUUACAUGGUGUCCCAAAACUCUCAAUACACAGGGGCAUUAUGUUCGCCAGCACCACGUCGGUCGUGUCUUCGUCAGUGGAUCUUCAUGGACGGUCACUUCCUCUCGAGAGGUUGUUCAGCUCCAGCUCGCCUCGGCAGUCCUGCCCUGUGUUUCUCCCUGCCACACGGCUCAGGACUGCUGGACUCCGCCAUCGACCUCUUCAUCAUCCGGAAGGAUUUCCCCGCUGCACUCGCUGCAUGUGAGGGCGGACUGGAGAGUUUAGCUAAUGCUGAUGAGCAGGAACAACACAGUUCCAGGCACGGAGAGUUGAAAGCGGCGCUGUGCAUAGUUGGAAUUCAAGCUCUGGCCGAGUUAAACCGGUGGCAUGACGUCCUGACGUGGGUUUUGCAGCAUUAUGGCGAAACAGAGCAAAUUCCUGCAAAGAUCAUGCAGAUGUGCAUUCUUCUCUACACCAAGGUGGCAGAGCAGGCAGCGGUGCAGGAGGCGGUGCGAACUUGGCUGCGCUGCUCCUCUAACACGAGCCUGUCGGGUUACAGCAGCGUGGCCGAGCUCUACAUCCUGCAUGUUCUCCUGCCGCUGGGCCAAACCGCACAGGCCAAGGAGCUGCUGAAGGAUGGUGUGGGACAGGUCGCCUUUACUGAGGAUCAGAGACAGACCGCGCUUACUAUACUCAAGAAUCAUGACGCUAAAAAGAUGAACCAUUCAUAUCCAAGGCCUGAACCCGUCCCUGUGGAGGCAGAAAAAAAAGUUCAACCUCAAGGGUCAAUGGUCCGGAAGUUGAAUGCUGUUAUGAGGUUGUUGUACAGAGGACUCUCUCUGGCAGGUGUCACUGCCUGGCCACGCUUUAUUCACAGAACUGCUGUCCUUUUAUUCCUGCUGUACCUGCUGCUCAUACGUAUGGACCCAGCUUUGCCUUCAGCUUAUCCGUGGAUCCUUCGGCUGUACGGACUCUGGCAGCAGAUGUGGAACGCCAUGUUUGGACCGUACUACAGGGCUUCUUCUUGAGAAAUCCAUCUGUGCACAAUAAGCUGUAGGGAAAAAAAAAAAAAAACAACUAACGAUGAUGAAAACACUGCAAGCAGUUGGUCGUGAUUAACACAACGCUGAUGUAUGUGCUUGGGACUGCUUACACAGAAAGGCUCAUGAGAAGUCAUCACUUUUCACUCGUUUAAUGAGUGCUGUUCUUACCCGUGUUUGUAACGCAUGCACUCUCAGGAAAAUAAGGCUAAACUGUACCUUUCAUUGUCCCUGGCGUGGUACACUCGAAGCACUUCUAGUGUGUCCUUUACCUGCAAAGCAUGUAGUGCAUCGUUCCAAAAGCUAAUUUAAGGUACAACAGUUAAUUGGACUUAAGGUCCAAUUAAUUGCCUUAACUUAUGAUUUAUAAAUCACAAGGUAUGCUACGUACACUUCACCUCGUAGAAAUUAAACCGAACUGGAAACUAAAGGUACAAGGAAAGUGUCCCAGUGACAAGGAAAAGCACAAUUUAAUAUCCCUUUCCCUGAGCGUGUACACUAAGUGAAGUGCUAGCGAUUUUACCAUAUUUGAGAUUCAGGGUGUUGAACAUCUCUUGUUACUUAAUAACAAUGAAGUGAUCUAGAGCUUACAGAUCCUGUAUGUCAGCAGAAGUUAAACUGGGAUGUAGGUGGUGGGGAAGCCAUAGGGUGCUACCAACGUGGGUACAGUACAAAUUCAGACAGCAUCUGUGGGACCUCUCACUACUGUAUGCCGAGGCCGUGUUUGGAAUUACAGUGGAUGUAAGUAGUCUACACAGCAGAUUUUUGUGAUGUAAAGAUAAAUAAAACCAAGGGUGUGUCCCAAAAAGCUCCGUAGGUUGUGAAUCAGUAUAUCAUGUACACAAGUUGGGGCACUGGUAGGGACCCCUGCUUAUUACACAUUGGGACACUGGACUCGAUUUCCAGCGACAUGACUAGAUACGUUGUUAAUUGUCAUCAAAAAUGACAAAUGUUUAACAAAAAUAAUGUUAAAUAUGUCACACAAAUUUGUUAGCUUAAGCACAUGUGUUUGUGUCAUGGUACGUGAAGCAGGAUCGUAGGCUAGCUAGUGGGUUUUAAAAAAAUCAUUAGACUCAAACAAACAUCAGAACGUCAAAUAAAGUUAAAAAUCGCUAACGUAAUUAACCAUUUGAGACCUACAAUUACAAGCUACUUACAUUGGUAGAGAGAAGUUGCCAAAUUUUCUUUCAAGCUGAAAAGCUGCGGAAAAUAUUCCAUCAUUUCCAGUAAGGGAACAUAGUGAGCAUCGAUGCUUCCUGGUUUUUGCAGUGUGUUGUGGGAUUUUUUUUACAGGACAAACAUUCCAGUGCACUGGAAGGAUUUUGCGAUUGAGACAGCCCUUAAAAUGGCCGACUCCCCGAUCAGUGCCCUGACUACUGAACUAGGGAGCUGAUUGAGAUGCACCGCAGGAUAAACCAUGUCAGAUCUUUUUCCACCUUUUAAUAUGAUAUAGCACACAACCAAAUUCAAAUAAAAAAAUUUUAAAAACCCUAAUGUUUUAGAGGAGGACUAAAGAAAAAAAUUAUAAUAACCUGGGUGCAUAAGAAUGCACACCCUUUUCAUAAUGAGGCAUAUGACUGUGUUCAGAAUGAACCAAUCACAUUCAAUCUCAUGUUGAAAAGUAAAUAUCAUACAGUUCUCAUCAACGCAGUGAUUCUGAUUAACCCCAAAUAAAGGUCGGCUGCUUCUCUACGA